Molecule: messenger RNA, 1566 nt
Organism: Entrophospora sp. SA101
Lineage: Eukaryota; Fungi; Glomeromycota; Glomeromycetes; Entrophosporales; Entrophosporaceae
Source: the annotation of a GenBank genome assembly
AUGCCUCGUCGCAAUUAUUCACACAAUUCACACAAUCAUCAAAAUAGCAAUAAUUAUCAAAAACAUGAAGCGAAAAAAUCAAGUUCAGAAGGUUCUUCUUCACUAAUUGCGAAUAAGCUGCCAAGGGAAAUUCCUGGAUAUUAUUAUGAUGAAGAACGUGACAAAUAUUUUAAAAUAUCUCCGAAUAGCAACUUUGGUCAAGAAGCUAUGGUCAAUUCAUUAAAAUCUAUUAGUACAAUUCAAGGAACAUCAUCUCAAAAUCAUGAUAUAACGGAUUUCCAGAUUCAUAAAUAUAGAAAUACUAUAUAUUUAGGAAAUCUUGGUGGGACAGUUGGGCAGAUAAAAUUUCAGUGUUCUUCUGAGUCAUGUCAUGAACUUUCUAGAACCUAUAUUGCUAUGCUUACAUCUGAAAUAACAUCUAUCAAUUUAUUUGAUAAAAACUUUUUGAUAUAUACAUCUUUAGGAAAUGAUUUAUCACCUGGAGUUCUACAUGUUGGUGGAAUAAUACCACUAAGUGACGAUGAUGAAUCAAUAAUUGAAUUGACACCUAAUGUCAUAUAUAAUUCGAAAUCUACUAUUUGGACAUCAACUUAUUCUGAAUUGGACAAAUCAAUCGCAUUAGGUACUUCAAAAAAAGUUGUUGUACUUCAAGGUUUAGAUAUGCCGAUUUAUCGAUUAAGUCAAUUUAAAACAGGCAGUGAUGUAUUCUCUGUGGAUUUUGAUAAAAACCGGCCUUCGAUAUUGUAUGCUGGUUGUAGAGAUGGACAGCUUCGAAUAUUUGAUAUUAGAAGUAGUUAUCGAAAAAACACUUUGUAUGGCGAGGGUCCGGUUAUAAAACAGUCAUCACCAAUUUGUCAUUUAAAACAGAUUGGUAGUUGGUAUAUUAUUACUGAUGGGAUGGAUGGUUCACUUUCUUUAUGGGACAUCAGAAAAGAUCAAAAUGGAAAUAACAGCAAUACUAGAAGUCCUAGUCGAUCUCCGGUGAUGGAAUUCAAGGGAAAUGUCAAUUCAAAUAAUAUAAGAAUGGGAUUUGCAGUAAAUUCAAAUGAAACAAUUGUUAGCGUUGCUGGUCAAGAUAAACGAGUUCGAUUCUAUUCAUUAUCUACUGGUAAUGCUAUCAGAUCGCCAAUUGGCCCAUUUGAAGAUAAAGUGAACGCUAUACGAUUUUGUGAUUAUUACCAAAAUAUAUAUUUGUCAGGUUUUGCUGAUUCUGACGAGGAUGGUGUUAAUGAUAAGAGUGGCGAAAGAGGUGAAGGUUUAUGGAUAGCUGUUAAUAAUAAGCUUCAUUGGUGGAGUCGCCAAGCUUUGCCCACGUUCUCUUUGCAUGAGCCUUCUAAUUAUUCAUCCGGACUUAUAAGUGAAGAAGAAGAAGAUGAUGAUAUCGACAACAACAAGGAAGAGGCUUUUAAGAGUCCAUUGUCAUUUAGGCAACGUAUUCUACCGGGCCACUUGCUGUCACUUUAUCCUUUUUAUAAUAAUAGACACAUAAUAGCAAAGUCUGCUAUGUAUCUUGAACGUUGCCAACAAAUUAUUCCUUACACUUCCAAUUUCAACUAUCUAAUCUAA